Lepisosteus oculatus (spotted gar) is the source of this 2556-nucleotide messenger RNA. It is a transcript of the gene chrnb3a, whose product is annotated as cholinergic receptor nicotinic beta 3 subunit a. Gene Ontology annotation, biological process: response to nicotine; monoatomic ion transmembrane transport; nervous system process. The record is from RefSeq and is a predicted model, not a curated record. NCBI's taxonomy places the organism in Eukaryota, Metazoa, Chordata, Actinopteri, Semionotiformes, Lepisosteidae. Gene Ontology annotation, cellular component: plasma membrane; neuron projection; synapse. Gene Ontology annotation, molecular function: acetylcholine receptor activity; acetylcholine-gated monoatomic cation-selective channel activity.
UCAAUGGCACUGAGGAAUCUCAUUGCGGCUCCAGCUCAGGCGGAUCGAGAAAGCCAAUGGGAAAUCGAUCAAGGGCUCAUUAGAAACAGAAGCAAAGUUUUCACUGGAUUAAAAGCCUUUAACUAGUAUUUGUUCUGAAGUGCAUUGAAAAUGCUUGCCGUGGCAGCUAAUUUUCACCCUCUGGCGAUUUUAGUUUAGCUAUUGCCAUGUAACGACACUGUACAUAAACCUGCAGGAAGAAGGUGCGAUGAAGUUAAUGGUAGCUCUGCUGUGCGCAGCUCUUACUGUAGCUGCCGUUUCAGCUUUUGACGAUUUUGUUUCUCUGGCGGAAAUGGAGGACGCGCUCCUGAAAAAUCUGUUUAGAGGUUAUCAAAAGUGGGUAAGGCCUGUUCAGCACUCCAAUGAUACUAUAACAGUCAGGUUUGGACUGAAGAUUUCUCAGCUUGUGGAUGUGGAUGAAAAAAAUCAGCUUAUGACCACAAAUGUUUGGCUGUUGCAGGAGUGGGUUGACUACAAACUGCGCUGGAACCCAGAGGACUAUGGAGGAAUAACUUCCAUCAGAGUUCCUUCUGAAAAUAUUUGGCUGCCUGAUAUUGUUUUAUACGAGAAUGCCGAUGGGCGUUUCGAAGGCUCCUUGAUGACCAAGGUGAUAGUAAGGUCCAACGGCACCAUCCUGUGGACUCCGCCGGCGAGCUACAAGAGCUCUUGCACGAUGGACGUCACUUUCUUCCCCUUCGACAGGCAGAACUGCUCCAUGAAGUUCGGCUCCUGGACGUACGACGGCAACAUGGUCGACCUCGUCCUCGUGGACGACCACGUGGACCGCAAAGACUUCUUCGACAACGGGGAGUGGGAGAUCCUGAACGCCACGGGGAUGAAGGGCAACAGGAAGGACGGCAUGUACGCCUACCCCUUCGUGACGUACUCCUUCAUCCUCAAGCGCUUGCCCCUGUUCUACACGCUGUUCUUGAUCAUUCCGUGCCUGGGCUUGUCCUUCCUCACCGUGCUCGUCUUCUACCUGCCCUCGGAUGAAGGCGAGAAGCUUUCCCUGUCCACCUCCGUCCUGGUGUCCCUCACCGUGUUCCUCUUAGUGAUCGAGGAGAUCAUCCCCUCGUCCUCCAAGGUCAUCCCCCUCAUCGGGGAGUACCUGCUCUUCAUCAUGAUCUUCGUGACCCUCUCGAUCAUCGUCACCGUGUUCGUGAUCAACGUGCACCACCGCUCCUCGGCCACGUACCACCCCAUGUCCCCCUGGGUGAAAAACCUCUUCCUCCAGAGGCUUCCCAAGCUCUUGUGCAUGAGGGGUCACACCGACCGCUACCACUACCCCGAAAUCGACCUCAACAGCCCUGACGUCAAGCCCACGACGACAGGGAAAAAAAGACUGUUGUCGGAGAAAGAAGACGAAAAUAAAGCAUGGCUAACUCUCUUGGAAAAAGCUACUAACUCGGUGCGAUAUAUUUCAAGUCAUAUUAAGAAGGAGCACUUCAUCAGAGAGGUUGUUCAAGACUGGAAAUUUGUGGCUCAGGUGUUGGAUCGUAUCUUCCUCUGGGUGUUUCUCACCGUGUCUGUGCUGGGCACCAUCUUAAUUUUCACACCUGCCUUGCAGAUGUACCUGAGCACCUAAAUCCGACCGACAUCAAACUGGACACAAUGCUUUAUUAUUAGAAGAAGGAUACGCAUACGGGAAAAUCAGCCUUAUCUAAAACAUUAAUUUUACAUAAUUGAAAUAGUGAAAAAAUAAAGGUACCUCACUUCUAUAGAUGGAAAAUGUGUCCCUUUGCUACUCUGGUAUAUAAAAGGUACCUCACUUCUAUAGAUGGAAAAUGUGUCCCUUUGCUACUCUGGGACGAAAGAAUUUUAGAAAUAAAAAUCCUAGUCAAGCAAUAUAUUAGUCUAACAUAGUAAGACUAAUAUAUUGCUUGACUAGGAUUUUAACAAUAUUAUAUUUAACAAUAUAACAUAUUAACAAUCAUGGCCUCCUCGCAUCAUAACAACAUAACACUGUUGUUAUGGUAAAGAGAUGAAAAGGAAAAAGAAAAGACAAAAAACAUAAAGAAUCCAUUGUGUACACAAAAGGUUUUGCAAAACGUAAUAGCAGUGUACUUUAUCAAAUAGGGAUAAUCUUCUAUAUUAUUUAUUUUGAAAGAUAUAGUGAAAUAAUAUUAAGCAUUCCUGCCUAUUUACAAACCUUACCAGUGUGUUUGACUCAAAAGCAGUGACUCAAAAAGUGCAAAGUUGACCUCUUGACUGUGGAAGGCUGUGAACAUGCUGUACAGGAGAGGCACUAUUCCACUAACUCCACACCACACUGCCCAGAAUCACAGUAUUGGUCACUCAUCUUCAGACAGUGGAUAACAGAUGAGCACCACAUGUUUAAUACUGAAAUUGAUUUCUUCAGUGUUUGAUUCCUAUCUGUUUGAGAAGUAGUAUUUUAGAAGUAUAUUGCAGAAGGAACAUUGUAUGUUUUGAAUCAAAAUGUAUACUUACUAGUUCAGGUGGGUAGCUGCGUCAGCAUGCGUAGGCUGCAAAGGAACAAGUAAUGGGUUUAUUCCAUGG